Messenger RNA from Syzygium oleosum, 4132 nucleotides. Its product is annotated as disease resistance protein RPV1-like. Lineage: Eukaryota; Viridiplantae; Streptophyta; Magnoliopsida; Myrtales; Myrtaceae. The record is from RefSeq and is a predicted model, not a curated record. Gene Ontology annotation, molecular function: ADP binding; protein binding. Gene Ontology annotation, biological process: signal transduction; defense response. The transcript has 5 exons. The coding region runs from base 419 to 4132 and encodes 1237 amino acids.
UUUUUUUUUGGUCCGUAGAAAAAGCAAGGACUCGGAGCAUCUUUAUUGCAAGUUGGUUUUCUUUUCUACUUUUUUGUUAAAAGGAAAAGCAAGUCAAGUCAAGAAGCCCUUGCAUAGCUUCCCCGCAACUUCCGCAUAAUGCUGCGAAUAUUACGCGUGCAAUAACUCCGCAUUCUUUAAGCAGUCGGCAAACAUCAUUGUUCAAGCACGCACAGUAGAGAGUGUUGUGUGUUGGUAAUCCAACGUCCAAGGCUGAGGAUCGGGAGAGAUCCCAGCAGUGGGUGGCUUGUGUUGUUUGAACACUCCUCAGAUCUGAGUUUCAGUCCUGCGAGACAUUUCUGCUAUUCCCAGAUCUGGGAAUCCAUAUAUCUCCCCUCUGUUUCCUUCUCCAUCAAUUUCUUUUACAAUCCUCUCAGAGAUGACAAGAAAAGAACCCACUCAUUCAGAAUAUCCAACCCACGAGCCCCCUUCCUCAUCGACCUCUCCACAUGUAGGUGAUUAUGAAGGCAAAACCAAAAGGCCGAAGGGAAAUGAUUACGAAGUGUUCUUGAGCUUUAGAGGGGAAGACACUCGCAAAGGCUUCACCGAUCAUCUCUAUCAUAACCUUGACCAUGCAGGAAUUCGCGUGUUCAGAGACGACAAUGAACUCCGUGUUGGUGAGGAGAUUAGUUCAGAGCUUCUCUGCAGUAUUACGAAUUCUAAGAUCUCGAUUCCGAUUAUUUCGGAGAACUACGCUUCAAGCAAAUGGUGCCUUCGCGAGCUGGCUGAGAUGUUAAAGUGCAAGAGAAGUAAAGGGCAGAUAGUGUUGCCCAUAUUUUACAAAGUGGAACCCUCACAGGUGCGAUAUCCUACUGGGAGAUCAAGAGAUGCUAUCAACGCACAUAAAAAGAAUACGGACGAAAUGAUUGUGAAGAAAUGGGAAGAAGCACUCAAAGAAGUUAGCUCCUUGAAAGGAUGGGUAUCGGAGAAAAUUGAUAACGGGCAUGAAGGAACAUUGGUUGAAAUUGUUGUCAAAAAAGUUAUGGGCGAGCUAAAAAGACUUUUUCAGCUAAAUGUCCCUGAACAGUUGGUGGGAAUUGAUGAUCAUGUGCAAGUGAUUAUGAGCAAGAUAGAUGUUGAAUUCAAGGGUACAAUGAUUAUUGGAAUUUAUGGAAUGGGCGGCAUCGGUAAGACAACUCUUGCAAAAGUGUUAUACAACAGACUCUCUAGUUAUUUUCGUUGUCGUAGCUUCGUGGCAAAUAUCCGAGAAACAUCUCGGCGUAAGGGUAUUGAAUGCAUACAAAAGCAGCUUAUUUCUGACAUAAUAAGAAUUUCGUAUGAUGUGUCUAAUAUCGAUGAAGGAGUCAGUGUCAUCAAAUCUAAUUUUACGAGUAAGAAAGUCCUAAUUCUUUUGGAUGAUAUGGAUGAUACUACUCACUCGAAUGCUUUGGUCGGGGAUGGUAGUUGGUUUGAAGCGGGAAGUAUAGUCAUCAUCACAACUAGAAACCAAAGCAUUCUCGAUGAAGGUUGGGCGGGCUACAUGUACCAACUCAACGAGUUGUCGUUGGAUCAAUCAUUGAUUUUAUUUAGUAGACAUGCAUUUCGAAAGGAUUCUCCUCCGAGUGAUUACGAGGAUAACUCUCGUGAUAUCGUAUCUACUACUGGGGGGCUUCCAUUAGCUAUUGAAGUUAUAGGUUCAUUCUUGUACGGAAAGAAACAAGGAGCAUGGGAAGAUACAUCAAAGAAAUUAAGGAAAGUGCCUAAUAAGAAAGUGCAAGAGACGUUGAAGAUAAGUUACGACGCAUUAGAUCUUGAGGACCAACAGAUAUUUUUGGAUAUUGCAUGUUUUUUUAUUGGAUCAUCUCAACAAGGUCCAACUUAUAUGUGGGAUGCUUGUGAUUUCUUCCCUGGGACGGGGAUCGAAGUAUUGAGUCUUAUGUCCCUAAUUAAAAUUGAUGAAGAAGGCAAGCUAAUGAUGCAUGAUCAACUGAGAGAUCUUGGAAGGGAAAUUAUUCGUCUAGAAAAUCCAAAUGAGCCUCAAGAGCGUAGCAGAUUGUGGAUUUAUAAGGAAGCCCUAGAUGUGCUUGACAACAACAAGGGCACUAGAAAGAUUGAGGCACUUUCUCUUGGCAAAUGUGGUAUAGGAAGAAGAUACACAGCUAAACAAUUUAAAGAAAUGACCAACUUGAGGUUCCUUAUAGCGGAUGGUGUGAAUUUCACCGGAGAUUUCCAAAGCUUACUUCCUAAAUUAAGAUGGCUUCAGUGGGUGGGUUGUCCCUCGGAUUUUGUUGCGACCAACUUUCAUCCAAAAAAAUUAGUUGUACUCGAUUUGUCAAACAGUGCAAUUUCGGAGGAUUGGGGAGGAUGGGUUCAACUCAAGAUGGCAACCAAGCUCAAAGUUCUCAACCUCAAGAAUUGUUUAUCUUUGAAAAGAACUCCCAACUUGUCCGUUUUCGAAAGCUUGGAGAUUUUGAUUCUUGCAGAUUGUCGAAAUUUGAAAAUGAUUCAUCCUUCUAUUGGGAACAUCAAAACCCUCAUUUCCUUAGAUGUCUCUUAUUGUAAAAGACUCAAGGAGCUACCGGCAGGAAUAGGUAGAAUGGUAAAAUUGAGGGAGCUUUGCAUAAAUGACACUGAUAUACAAGAGAUUCCUAUUUCGAGAGGUUGUUUGAUGGAGCUGGAGACUCUAUGUGUCGGAUGUUGUAAACGACUUUCUCAACUUCCUAAAUCUAUGGACUCCCUUGUCUCAUUAACUCUAUUGGACUUAUCUGAUUCAGUAAUUGAAGAAUUACCUGAAUCUAUUGGUUCCAUGAAGAAGCUCGAAACUUUGAAUGCCUCUAAAUGUAGACUGUUAGCUCGCAUACCCAACUCCAUAGGCAAUCUAGCAUCCCUACAAAGCUUGUUCUUACAUGCCUGCUCCUCAUUGACAGAGAUCCCUAACUCGAUUAGAAAAUUGGCAUCAUUGACCGAGCUAGACUUAAGAUGCACAUCGAUUACAAAAUUACCUGAAAGCAUUGGGAAUAUGCCAAAUUUGAGGAUCUUGGACAUAAGUGGAGCUGACAUAAAGGAAUUGCCCGAUGCCAUUGGGAAGUUGGCAAAACUCCAAAGGUUGGACGCCGUCCUAUGCAAAAAUCUAGAACGACUACCUAGUAAUAUAUGCGAAUUGGUUUCCCUGGAGGAGCUUUCUUUAGGAUGUUCUGGCAUUUCGGGCUUGCCAGAAAGCAUUUCUAAGCUCUCUUCUCUCCAAAAGCUCAGCGUUGGAAAUUGUGAAAAGCUCCAAAAAUUACCAGAACUGCCCUCUGACUUAACAACUCUAACGAUCACCUGCCAGAGUCCGUCGUUGCCCAAUCUUUCCCAGCUAUCCCGUCUCAAGACACUCACUCUUUGUAAUUGCCCUUGGCUUGAACAUGUCCCAGAACUUCCCAUUGGACUAUCGGUGCUUAGAAUUGAAAGUUGUGGAAAAUUGAAAGCGUUCACAAAUGUGUCAAACUUGAAGCACUUAUCAGAUUUGAGUCUCUACGAGUGCUUUGAUCUCACAGAAAUCACCAGCUUGGAAGGUUCACAUUGCCUAUCCAACUUACCCACAAGGCAAUGCCCUAAGAUAUCUGGGGUUGAUGGGAUUGAAGAUUCUUCGAAGUUGAUGAGCCCAAAGGCAUCUCAGCUCGAUGGAUUGCUAGAUCUUUCCAAUUCAAAGAUUCUACAGAGAAUAGACGCCGCAGCAAGUUGCGCGAAUUCAACUGAAAUUCAAAAUCUUGGUGGAUCAAAAUCCUCUCAAGUGUCGGAUAUCCUUAAGUGCACGUCCGCUGGACGAUUGCUAGACUUUUCCAGUUUUAAAUACAUGAGUAGGCUUUAUGUUUGGAGAUGCAAUAGUAUAACUGAACUUCAAGGCCUCGAUGGAUCAGAAUCCUUGACAUUUUUUAGUAUUGGCGAGUGCUCUUCCCUUAGAUCGGUGGACCUCUCGAACAUAAAGAAUCUGCAGUAUUUUAUAUCCAUACGUUGCGAAAAUUUAGUUGAAAUUCGAGGGCUCGAGGGAUUAGGACCCUCGCUAGUUUUCGAUAUUUAUGGAUGUCCGUCUCUUAGAGAAUCACCGGACCUGUUGCGUUUAAAGGCGUUGGCGACGGAGGAGCAGAUUAGACGGGAGUCCCGCUGGUGGUGA